Strigops habroptila (Kakapo) is the source of this 1947-nucleotide messenger RNA. Its product is annotated as T-cell immunoglobulin and mucin domain-containing protein 4-like. The record is from RefSeq and is a predicted model, not a curated record. Bases 211 to 1293 code for a protein of 360 amino acids. Lineage: Eukaryota; Metazoa; Chordata; Aves; Psittaciformes; Psittacidae. The transcript is spliced from 9 exons.
UCAAAAUGAGACCACACUAAUGCUGAAUACAGCAGAAUCGCCUCUUUUGACCGGAUUCUGUCCGGAAGCAUAGGAAAGAGGCAGUUGCAAUACAUAAAAUCUGGAAAUGGAGAAAUGAGACUUCAGUGGGGCUCACUCAGCACCUCUGGAAAGUAUACGAUCUAGUUUUCUCUCCUUCCACUCGCUGCCCUGGAUCCUCCAUCAGCUAAAAUGUCCUAUUUUGUGCUGUUCCACUGGAUAAUGAUACAGAGCUUUAUAGCACACACCACAUCCGAAAGUGUCAUUACAGGAGUAAUAGGGCAACCUGUUAAGUUGCCUUGCUUCUACCAGGUCACACGACAUAAGGACAUCUCCGACAUGUGCUGGGGCAGAGGUCCAUGCCCGAAUUCAAAGUGCAAUAACAAAGUUUUGCACACCACUAGAAAUAGGGUGACUUUCAGGGUCUCUCAGCGAUACAGUCUCCGCGGCUAUGUUUCCUAUGGAGAUGUGUCUCUCACGAUUGCGAAAGUGCAGUCAGAAGAUGCAGGUACAUACUGCUGCCGUGUGGAGAUCCCGGGUUGGUUCAAUGACAUCAAACAGAACAUUCAGCUGGAGGUGGUCAGAGCCCCUCCAGUGAUAACAACCACCACGAGAAAGGCUCCUGUUUCCCCCAAAGUUUUUAGAGAAACAACUUUUGCUCUCCCAGCAACCUCUGAUGAUCAAACAACAGCAGAGACGCCUGUCCUCCUGCCAACCACCGUCCCCGAAGCAACACCUGCAACCACCGAGUCUCCAACAGUGACUACACCAGAGACCAUUGCUCCACCAACAUUUGCUGUGACAGCAGCUAUGGUGACAACCAGUGCUCUCCCAGAUUUUCCAACUAGUUUCCAAACUGGUGUGACAAUUGAAUAUGAGUAUGUGUUCUAUUCAGAAGGGUCUGUCACUCUUACUGAAAGCACGACAGCAACUACCGAAUUCCCAAGCACACUUCUGACUGCAGAGGGAACUAAAAGCACUGACAAUUCUCUCAUAGUGGAAAAGGCGCCAACUGCAGGGAUUUUAUCAAGUUCAGAUGGCACGGCUGAGAAACAUGAUGGUAAUGGAGCUAAGUUUCCCAUCUAUGUCCUUCUCAUUGCCUGUCUCGUUGCGGUGCCCAUUAUUUUCAUAUUGGUGCUCUCGUUGUUUCGGAAACGACUGUGUCACCACGAAGAGACCAGGGACCAUGAGCUGGUGGGGAUGCAGCAGGAGGAAGACUGUGAAAAGAACCUGUUCACUCACUUGUUGCAGGUAAACACACAAAGAAGUUUAUAAUAAAAAGCCGUGGAGCAGCAGAAGACCUUGGAAAAGUUUUCAGUGGUACUGAAGGAGAAAACAACAUGUUUUCCCUGUGAAGAGUUCCUACAUCAUCUGUAGAUGCCGUGGAAAAUUAAAAGGUUCUGUCUCAUGCUACAUAGAGAGCUACUUAUGAGCCUUCAAAAUAUCAAUGGGUGUAAACCAAAGGCCCAAGCUUCAACUACAGAAUUUAAAACCUUUGUGCAAAUUAUGCUGUAUCACCUUUAAAAGUUUGCAUACAGAAGCUUCUUUGAGUAGAACACCUAUACAUUAUUCAUAGGUGUUUCUGGUAUCUGCCUUCUCACUACUACCAUGUUACACAACGGAAUUUGUUUUUCUCCAAUUUUACUAAUAUUCUUCCUUGAAUAUAACUUAUAUUGCAAGGAAAAGAAGAGAGAAAAAAAUAAUAUGAAAUGGUGCCUAACUUCAAAUUGCCUACAAAAGGAAAAAAGAAAAAAAUCCGCAAAUACAAUUCUUGUUGCUUUUAUGUAAUCAAGAGAAAAAUUAAGCCACAAGAAUGCUGCAACUAUAAAUCAAAAAUGCAGAUUACUUAAGGGGUACCAGCGCUGCCUGUGAUUCAGCAUGUUUGAAUGACCCUUGGAGACUAUGUUAAUAAACUUUGUAAUUUACUGC